AUGUGCCUUCAGGUGCCGAAACUGGUAACCAGAUUUAACGGUGAUAUCGACGAUGCCCAGUCCAAGGCAGAGAAAGUGUCUUCUUUCACAACAACGAACAAAGUCACACGAAUUUGGAACGACAAAUCCCCAAAACAGUCGGAUAUAAGGAUUGGACACACUAAAUCAGGCAAUAUUGACGAUUUCCGUUUUCCUAACGAUAACGACAAGGUAGCGAAGGAUCUAGAGAAGGAAAUUCUAGUUCUGUGUUGGGUGAUGACGAGUCCCCAGAACUUAAAUGUCAAGGCCAUCCACGUGAGGAACACGUGGGCCAGGCGCUGUAAUAUUGUAGUAUUCAUAGGUUCUGAGACAGACACAAACUUCCCAACCGUAGGACCUAAUGUUUCAGAAGGGAGAGAGCAUCUCACGGCUAAAACAAUGAAAGCAUUUAAAUACAUUUACAAAAAUCAUUUCAACGACGCUGAUUGGUUUAUGAAAGCUGAUGACGACACAUUUGUUAUAUUAUAAAAUCUGCGUUAUUUCCUACAGACACAGUCACGUGACGACCCUGUAUAUUUCGGACACCACUUUAAGACAAUGGUUAAACAAGGUUACUACAGUGGAGGUGCGGGGUAUGUCCUAAGUAAAGAAGCGCUCAGGCGACUCAAUGAAAAGGGCAGGGACCCAAAAGUGUGUCGCCAAGAUGGCGGGUAUGAGGACGUCGAGAUUGGAAAAUGCAUGGAGAAUUUGGGAGUUAAGACUGUAAAUGGCUCAGAUUCUCUCGGCCGGACAAGGUUUCAUGUUUUUGAUCCAGAAAAGCAUUUAUUUGGGAGAUACCAAGACUGGUACUAUUCAUGUGACUCUAAUGGUGCUAAAAAGGGGGUGGAGAGUAUCAGUGACUAUGCUAUAUCUUUCCACUACGUCCCGCCGGAGAAGAUGUACGUUUUGGAGUUCUAUGUAUACCAUUUACGUCCGUACGGGAUUGAAUGCGGACACUAGCGUAUCAAUAUAC
Messenger RNA from Pecten maximus, 991 nucleotides. Its product is annotated as glycoprotein-N-acetylgalactosamine 3-beta-galactosyltransferase 1-A-like. Gene Ontology annotation, molecular function: N-acetylgalactosaminide beta-1,3-galactosyltransferase activity. The record is from RefSeq and is a predicted model, not a curated record. NCBI's taxonomy places the organism in Eukaryota, Metazoa, Mollusca, Bivalvia, Pectinida, Pectinidae. The transcript is spliced from 3 exons. Gene Ontology annotation, cellular component: membrane.